Molecule: messenger RNA, 1845 nt
Organism: Diversispora eburnea
Lineage: Eukaryota; Fungi; Glomeromycota; Glomeromycetes; Diversisporales; Diversisporaceae
Source: the annotation of a GenBank genome assembly
AUGCCGCGAACACGACCACGCAAGAAAAAGUCAAAGCAACAACAAGUUAUACGACCAAAUCAUAAAUUACCACCAGAGCUCAUCACUGAAAUAUUUGAAUGUCUUUGGGGAGGAACUUUAGACGACCUACCAUAUGAUUCUGAAAUACCCAAUGCAAUCGAUGACCAUUUCUCUCGAGAAAGGUCUGACCUUCUUAAUGUUUCAAUGGUUUGCUCUGUAUGGCGGCAAAUAGCAAUACCAAGAAUUUGGCAAAAGGUAAAGUUUCAACUUGAUGUUGAACGAGAUUGGGAGAGUUUAUUUCAAUGGCUUAUUGAAGAGAAUUAUGGUAUAUAUGUUAGACAAAUUCACAUUGAGUAUGAUUAUGACCCUAAACAAAAUGAAACUGCAAUUUCUUUAGCAGAGAAAUUGGAUGGUAUUGUAGCAUUUUCUAGAACUGUUUCAAGUAUGCACACUAUUGCAAUAAGGUUCAAUUCGGCUACUUCUGAUCAUAUUACCGAAGAUCUUCCACCAGUAAUGGAUAAAUUCUUCUUUGAAAUAUCUGAAUAUUGUAGAUCUGUUCGGCGUGUUAAAAUUCAUACUUCUAGUUUACGUGGCCCAAAUAAAGAUGAUACACUUUAUUUACCUUCAGUUAGUAAUAUUAUGUCUAUGGUAACUGACACCGUAAAAGAGGUUGAUUUGAUGAUGCAUGUAGCAAAUCAAGAAACAAUUGGAGCCCUUCGUGAUUGCAAAAGGGUGGAUCGUGCCUUAGUUCAUUGUUGUAGUUGGGGUGAAACUCCUGGAGAUUUUUACUCAAUAUUAAAGUCCUGGAAGCAUUUAAAAAAUUUACAAAUUGAACCUCCUCAUAAUGUAGAUAAAAAUUGGGAAAAAACUUAUAAAAAAUCUCUUCGAUAUCUUUCAGAAAAUUGUGGGGAACAAUUAGAAGAGUUAUGGAUGCCUUUGAGGGAAGAAGAUCAAAAUUUAUUUUGUAAUUUAGUCGAACAUACUCCUAAUCUGAAAGUUUUAGCUUUGGAAGGGAGAGAAUUCGUCAACGAUGGACAAUUCCUAGAUGCGAUAGCUAGAACUACACCAAAUCUAAAUUACAUGCAUUUAUCAUAUUUUCCUGCUGUUACUGGCAAAGAUGUUAGAAUUGUUAAUUGGGGUCAAUUGUUGGAUGUUAACAUAAUGGGUUGUGAUUCAUUAGAAAAGGAGACAAGAUUUUUCGAUCGACAAAAAUUUUCUUUAAACGGGAAUUCUCUAGAAUCUUUGCUUAUUUCUGUUUGUACUGUUUACUUUUAUGAAGCUCGAGCAAUACUACUUAGUCGACUUAAACAACAUGAUCAGGCCUUAAAUAUUUAUGUACACAAAUUACAAAAUGAGAAGAUGGCAGAAGAUUAUUGUGUAAAGUAUCAUAAAGAAUCUGAAGAUAGUUCAAAGAAUGUAUUUUUAUCAUUAUUACGGGUGUAUUUACGUCCAGCAAACGGUGAGGAAAUUAUGAUCGAACCUGCACUACGACUUUUGUCGCGUCACGGGUCACAUGUGAAUGCAUCCGAGGUUUUAAAUAUACUUCCAUCUUCAACAAAAGUGACACAAUUAUAUUCAUUCUUUGAAAAGUACAUCCGAGAAAGUAAUAGAAACAGAAAUAUGAGCAUGAUUGUAAAAAAUUUGCUUAAGGCUAAUCAACAUCAGGCCGAAGAACAAUUAAUGUUAUAUCGAUCACGAAGAGUCAGAAUUGAUGAGGAUCGGAUGUGUCCUCAAUGUACUCGACGUAUAGGCCACAGUGGAGUUUUUGCCGUUUUUCCUAAUGGAAUAGUUGUACAUUAUCAUUGCAAAGAGAAGUAUUCACAAGCACAUGAUACGGCAAUAUGA